Molecule: messenger RNA, 265 nt
Organism: Geodia barretti
Lineage: Eukaryota; Metazoa; Porifera; Demospongiae; Tetractinellida; Geodiidae
Source: the annotation of a GenBank genome assembly
GCAGUCUACUGGGCAGCCAUGACAGAGAACGUGAAGCUGCUGAUGUGGAGAGGACCAGACACCAUUAAGGACGAGCAGGAUAACAAGGUAGCAGAUUUUUGUUUACAUGGCACCCAGCAGCUACCAGCUGAAUUGUACAGGAAGGAUCUCCCCCUUACUGUUCAGCCCAGGAGAAUAUUAUGAUGAUACAUGCGCAUUACGGAUAAGUUGCGUAAACUAUGGAAAAAAUUUGAGCACUGUGUACACAGGUGACUUUGAAGUUUAG